GACUUCCAACAUCGUUCUUCUCCCUUCUGUACCUCACGCACGAUGGCCAACGAUCAGAAGCAGCGCCAGUUCGCCUGGGGCAUCCUGCUCGUGCUGCUUCCUGCGGCGGCGAUGGGCGCCGAGGAGCCCCAGGCCUGCACCCAGAUGCGAGGCGAGUGCCGGCUGAAGACUCAGCAGCAGCGGUUAGGCGAGGACCUCUUCACGCAUCUUAAUGUGUCUUGUUACUGCAAGCACGAAGAGGAUGUAUUCGAAGACCUGCAGGACUUGCUUUCGGUCAGAUGUUCCUGGUUGCCAUCACAACCGCAUCUGAAGGUCAACAGCUCGACAAUCCAUGUUGUUGGAUGCAGUGUUAAGUCACAAAUGUUUCCUCUGGGGAUCCUGCAACUGGCACGUCGCACUGACAACUUAGAGAUCAUAGUAAAGGAUUCCCCAAAAUUACGACUGGCUCCCGUGUCGGCAGCUGAAAACACAGUACCCAAAAUUUCUGCAAGUUUCGUUAAUAGCAACCUCAGCGGCCUCCCCGAGGGUUGGGUCACAGGCGGGAAAGAGGUCGAACUCGUGAUGAAGGACUGCGUAGUGUCAGUCAUUGAGUCGCGAGCCCUGGCUGGGUACGACGAAGACGCCCAAGUUCAGGCCACGUUCGUUAAUACUAAUAUUUUAACCGUGCAGAUGGUGGCCUUUGAGCUUCCCAAGAACAGUUUCAUGAGGCUGGAAAGCGGCCAGAUCCUGAACUGGAAACGCUCGGGAUACACCGGAGGCUCUGAGCUGCACCUGGAAAGAGUUCGCCUGGGAAAAGUCCUCACCAAUGCCUUCGACAUCGGCAGCCUCAGCGCCUUUACCAUGUCUGACUGUAGAGUGGCCGCCUUAUAUGACGAGGCUCUGGCCUACCGUGGCGCUUUGGAUGGGUAAGACACCUUUGCAUUAGGC
Penaeus indicus is the source of this 927-nucleotide messenger RNA. RefSeq lists its product as uncharacterized. Bases 43 to 909 code for a protein of 288 amino acids. The transcript is spliced from 6 exons. Lineage: Eukaryota; Metazoa; Arthropoda; Malacostraca; Decapoda; Penaeidae. The record is from RefSeq and is a predicted model, not a curated record.